Molecule: messenger RNA, 3018 nt
Organism: [Candida] anglica
Lineage: Eukaryota; Fungi; Ascomycota; Pichiomycetes; Serinales; Debaryomycetaceae
Source: the annotation of a GenBank genome assembly
AUGGAUGAUAAGAAGGACACAAUAGGGAAUGAAGAUACUGGCAGUUCUACAGUGACCAACUCUUUGAUCAAUCUGGUGAAGGGAGAGGUCAUACAGGACAAAAUACUUGCACUGUCAGAAGAUUUGGGGGCUGGUCCUGAGUCUUCAAAUAUCCCCACACCCUCCAAUGUUGUGACUGGUGGUGUGACUAAUACUGCUGAAAUAAUGGCAACUAAAUCCAAUAAUAUACCCAGUCUUUCAGAAAUUAGAACAAACUCCGGUACUGCUCCUACGAGUGCAGCAGCUGGAAUACAGAACCUGGAACUGGUUUUCAAAGUGCCUAAAAAAAUUGUUCCUGGAGAAAUCAAAAUUCCAGACAGUAACAAAUCUCGUCAACUUCAAUCAGAUUAUGAAGCAGGAAAUGAAAAUGGAUCUGGGAUAAAACUUAAUAAGAAUGCUAUUACUAACCUCAAUAAAUCCCUUAAGGCGAAACAAAAGAUUAUCAAUACAAAGGAGCCACAUCCUAAAAAUUCAACUAUCAUUUCGGAGAUCCUCAAUACUUCACCUCUGGCUGCUGCAUUUCCUAAUAAUAUAUCAAAUGAAAAUGAGCUAGAGUCUCUCCCCACCGUUACCGGUACAGGUACGGCCAAUCCAGUGGCCAGUAGUACAGCAAGCAUAUCUGAUCAUGGUGUUAAUUCAAAGACCACCACUGCGAAGGAAAAGAAAAGAUUGGCAAAUCAAAACUCUACCAGAACAGAUUUUUUCGCUGCAAAACUUGCAAGUGCUGUUGAUGACGUUGAGAGCUCUGACAGUGAUGAAACGUUUGUUUAUGAGACUAAUGUUCCAUCGUAUGAAAAUAAUACAAUUUCAAAUGGUAUGCAAGCAGGACCUAAUGGACAUCUUGCAAAUUCAAAUAAUGUUAAUACUGUGCUUAGUUCACCACGCACAGAAAAUGUCUCAAGGAAUGGUAGUGUUAUGAAUGCACCUGGGAUCGUGAACAACAUCCAUAGCCCUCCACAAGUUAUUCUUGGAGACCCUUCAAUGCAGGACACACCUAUUUCAGCUUCGAAAACUGAUUCGAUUCAAUCUUUGAGAUCCAUUAAGUUUCCAAAGACAGCCACUUCUGUGGGGAAUGGACAAGUGCCCAAAUUAAGCAAUUCACAUACAGAACCAUCUAAUAAGGAUAUAACCACCAUCAGUGGGAAGGAACGUCCUCCAACGCAAAGGUCAAACUCGAUAUAUUCCGUAGUUCAUCCAACACUUCGAGGUACCGAUGAUGUAAAUAAAUUGCAAUAUCCUAUUCAAUUUCACGAUCAGGAUACCAAUUUACAACACUCACCAACUAGUAGUGCUUUCAUGGAUACCCUUCACUCGGUGAAUUCAGUUUCAACGACUCAUUAUCCGAAUGAUAUCCCACCAAAUGUUUCUGGACCAGGUCUUGGUCUAUUUGAUACCCGCUCCAGUUAUCAACCAUCGAAUACCGCUGUAACCAGCAUCAACGAUGGCUACACAAAUGAUGACCGAUAUUCAUCAGAGGAUGUCGAUGAGGAUGCAGAAGUUAUUGAUGAUGCUAACUCUACCGAAGGUGAUUUUUAUGGUACUGAUAGCAACGGGAUAGCUACUGCAAACUCAACUCUUAAUGGAGGAAAUAUAGCAUUGGAAGAUACACAGGCCACAAUUGCUAAUACUAAUAAUACUAAUACUAAUACUAAUAAUACCAAUAAUAAUAACCUCAAUGGCGCAGCGACCUUUGGAGAAAAGAUUGCAUCGACUAAUUCUAUGACCAGCAAAGGGAAAAAGAAUACAAAAUCAACAACCACAAGCUCGUCAAAACUCCGGUCUACUACAUCCAAACUUUUCGAUAAGAAGGGAUCUCAGCCCAGGAGAUAUAGUAUCAUUCCCGAUGAUAUCGAUAUUGAGGAUUUCGAUGAUGAAUUAAUAUACUAUGACAACAAUGUCCGUUUCCCAUAUAAUAAUAAUCACAGUAUCGGCACAAAUCAAUACAGCGAGAAUUCUCCCUUGAUGAACCAAGGAGGACGAAUUCCUCACUACAGAUCGUUGAACUUGAACCCACCAAAUGGGAAACGUCUCUCGCAACAGAAGGGUAAGCGAUACCUUUCAAGUGGUCCUGGCCUCCCUCAUCAAGCGUCGAACAUUGGACUGCCUGUAAAUGAGGGAAAUUCCCCACAUCCAAAUAAUGAUAUAUUUCCAUUCCCAUAUCCUGAUCCGAACCAGCCCUACUACUACGAUUUUGAUGAGUUUGAUGAAGCUUCGCAUUCCGACAGUUUGGAACACAACCAUCUUCAUACACUUGGUCGCAAAAGUGCUCGGAAUAUUUCAGCAUAUGGACAUCCGCAUUUAUCUGCCACUAAUGGUCAUUUCAUUCUUCCUAGAAAAAAAUCUUCCCUCGAAGGUGCGAAGGUUAAUUGUAUCAAGAGCUUUAUUUAUACUUUGAUUAGUAUUCUUACCGUACUUUCAGUUGGAUUUAUUAUGGGGUUUGUACUUGCCACAACGAAGGAACUUACACAUGUGAACAUCACAACGAUCAACAAUGCACUCGUCAGUCAAGACGAAUUAGUAUUCAAUAUCAUAGUGGAAGCAUAUAAUCCUGGAUGGUUCUCAGUAGAUGUAAGUGAGGUUGAGCUUGACAUUUUUGCAAAAAGUGGAUAUCUUCCAGAUGAAGGGAGUGAUGUUAUCAAUGAUUUCGUGGUUGAAACUGUUUUGUUGGGCUCUGUUUACUCCUUGGAAUCCCCAAUGACUUUCAGAGGUGGUUUCUUUAAUAGAGAACCUUUGAAGCAACACGCAGAAAUGAAGUUAAUAACACCUGGGAAAAAUCUCUCAACAGUAGCGUUGUUACGCACUAGUAAUACAACAGAUCCACUGCCUCCUGAUAACUCAAAGAAAUGGGAAAUAAUAUCUAAAAAUCCUUUUGACAUCAUAGUUCGUGGAAUUUUGAAAUAUAAAUUACCUAUGACUUCAAAUUCAAAGUCUGUGGUGGUCAAAAAAACUGCUUACGUUGAUCCAACUGGACCUGUCUAA